AUGGAUAUAAUUGAAUUAAAUGUUGGUGGAAAACAUUUUAUGACAACUUUGCAAACUUUAACCCAAUAUAGUGAUAGUUUUUUGGGUGUGAUGUUCAGCAAUAGAUUUCAGUUGUCGUUUGAUAAGAAAGGUCGUGUAUUUAUAGAUAGAGACGGUGAUUUGUUUCAUCAUAUAUUGUCGUUUCUUAGGUCUGGUUCAGAUAACGUUGGAUUCACCACGAAAGAUAGCCAUUUUCAUUUGAUCAUCAAUGAAUUUCAAUACUUUGGUUUGUUGCACCAUUUGAUAUUGUCAUCUUCGAGACCGUUCUACCAAUCGAUUACACCACCUUCGAAAUUCUCAUUUUCACGCGUUGCUCUGCUCUCUGGACAUAUCUAUAUUUUUGGAUUGCGCAACAGUGCGCCACUCGUUGAAAUCUACAAUCCUCUGAUGAAUAGAUGGGAUUCCAAUCGAACUGAUAUGUUCCCUAUUCGUGGUCCUUACAUAUCGAUGGCACUGGAACUGUAUGCUUGUGGUGACACUCUCGCCGAACUCAAACAAUACGAUACAAAGAUGAACAAGUGGAUAACCGUACCAAUGAAACUGGUAAACUGUCAAGAUACAGAGUUGAUAGACUUCUCGUGGUGUACCUACAAAGAGUAUGAUAAGACAUAUCAACCGAUCCAAGUGUAUCGACAUCAACAACAAAUGAUAUCGCUAUCGCCAAAUCAACAACAACAACAUCAACAACUACCAACCAGCAACAAUAAUGUUAUUUGUAACCGACAUAUAUCUUAUCUACUAGGUAACGAACGACAGAAACUAUCUAUCUAUUGUGUCGAUACAAAGUAUCAUACGGUUAGCCUUGUCGAUACUCUCCCAUUCGCUCACAUGUCAUUGGAAUGUGCUUGUCUCAUUGUGUUAUCAAACUGUCUCUAUGCAAUCGGUGAAGAUUAUUUCAUUGAAAUGUUUGAUAUUUCAAGAAAUCAAUGUUGUGUGGUUAAUUUACCACUACUUUCUACUUAUGUUCACAAUAAUAAUAAUGAUCAGGUGAAAUUAUUUAUAAAGAUGUACAAAAUAGAUAAUAAUAUACAAUACUUUAAUAAUUAUUCAGUACCAAAGAUUUCCAAUGCUCCAACUACAACUACAACUCAAAAAUGGAGUGAAGUUCGCAUUAAAAAGAUUCGGUCAAAGUCAAUUUCUCGCAUGCUGGUGGAAGCUGCAAAUUCAAGAUUGAGGAACGAAGAGACAGACAUAGGAAACGGUGGUGUAAUUCUUGCUAGACACAGGAUAUAUAGAAGUUGCAUGGCAGCUAUUAAUGAUUUGAAAACAAAGAAGUUGGAUCUUACCACCGAUGGAGACGAGUACAUCACAACGAUUUUAGAAAAUUUAAAGCUCAAAAAGAUUGAUGCUGAUGUACAAAACAUUUCAAAGAGUAUAAUGAGGGUAUCUACAUUGAAUAAUACUGAGAAUAAUAAUAAUAAUAAUAAAAAAGAAAAUAAAUACGAAGAACAACAAGAACAACAACAACAACUGCAAAAACCAAAGAGAAAUACAGUUAAACUGAAAAAACCUCUUGAUAGUAUUAGAUGGUACCAUCCUCUCGAUAAUAUUCAAUAA
This is a messenger RNA of Heterostelium album PN500, 1596 nucleotides long. RefSeq lists its product as uncharacterized. The record is from RefSeq and is a predicted model, not a curated record. Gene Ontology annotation, biological process: protein homooligomerization. The coding region runs from base 1 to 1596 and encodes 531 amino acids. Gene Ontology annotation, molecular function: protein binding. Lineage: Eukaryota; Evosea; Eumycetozoa; Acytosteliales; Acytosteliaceae. The transcript has 4 exons.